This is a messenger RNA of Arabidopsis thaliana (thale cress), 1907 nucleotides long. It is a transcript of the gene IQD3, whose product is annotated as IQ-domain 3. The record is from RefSeq and is marked reviewed. Bases 400 to 1692 code for a protein of 430 amino acids. Gene Ontology annotation, cellular component: nucleus; cytoskeleton; nucleolus. The transcript is spliced from 7 exons. Lineage: Eukaryota; Viridiplantae; Streptophyta; Magnoliopsida; Brassicales; Brassicaceae.
AUUUUAUACUUUUUAUAUAACCUUUUGUCACGGGCACUGUUUCAUUCCCUUGGACCCCUUCUUCUUCAAGAUCUGUUUCUUCCUUCUUUCUCUCUAACCAGAUUUUGUUGUACCAGAGAGAGAGAGAGAGAGAUCCCUUAAUAAUUCUUACACAUUUAUCUUUCUUGUCUGAAUCCUAACAAAGACUUUAGUUUUGGUCGAUCUUAUAAUUUUCUUUUUUUAUUCUAUGGAUUUCUCUUCCGGGUUUCAAUAAUUGUCACUUCCGUAGUAUUCUGCAAAGGUUUUGGUUUUUUCUCCGAGUUUUUUUGUCCUUCAAAAAAAACUUUGGUUGCUCUCUCUCUGUUCAAGAAGAUCCGAGCUUGAUUCCUAAUCUAUCAUUUGAGAAGAAGAAACUAAGAAAUGGGUAAGAGUUGGUUUUCAGCUGUGAAGAAAGCAUUAAGCCCAGAACCAAAACAAAAGAAAGAGCAGAAGCCACAUAAGUCCAAGAAAUGGUUUGGUAAAUCCAAGAAGCUAGAUGUUACUAAUUCUGGUGCAGCAUAUUCUCCUCGUACUGUCAAAGACGCGAAACUAAAGGAGAUUGAGGAGCAACAGAGCAGACAUGCUUACUCUGUGGCUAUUGCAACUGCUGCAGCUGCAGAGGCAGCCGUUGCAGCUGCUCAAGCUGCUGCUGAAGUUGUUCGUCUCUCUGCAUUAUCACGGUUCCCCGGGAAAUCAAUGGAAGAGAUCGCCGCUAUCAAGAUUCAGACAGCAUUUAGAGGAUAUAUGGCAAGAAGAGCAUUGCGUGCGUUGAGAGGUCUUGUGAGGCUAAAAUCUUUAGUCCAGGGGAAAUGUGUGAGACGUCAAGCCACAUCUACAUUGCAAAGCAUGCAAACACUAGCUAGAGUACAAUAUCAGAUUCGUGAGAGAAGGCUCCGAUUGUCUGAGGAUAAACAGGCUUUAACACGACAGCUCCAACAAAAACACAAUAAAGACUUUGAUAAGACUGGAGAAAAUUGGAAUGAUAGUACAUUGUCGCGGGAGAAAGUUGAAGCAAACAUGUUGAACAAGCAAGUAGCAACAAUGAGAAGAGAAAAAGCGCUUGCAUAUGCAUUCAGUCACCAGAAUACAUGGAAAAACUCAACUAAAAUGGGUUCUCAAACAUUCAUGGACCCUAACAAUCCGCAUUGGGGUUGGAGUUGGCUAGAACGUUGGAUGGCUGCUCGACCAAACGAAAACCACUCACUCACACCAGAUAAUGCUGAAAAAGACUCUUCUGCUAGGAGUGUAGCAAGCCGUGCCAUGUCUGAGAUGAUUCCACGAGGCAAAAACCUUUCACCAAGAGGAAAGACACCAAACAGUCGAAGAGGGUCAAGCCCGAGAGUGAGGCAAGUCCCAAGUGAAGACUCAAACAGCAUUGUGAGUUUCCAAUCAGAACAACCUUGCAAUCGUAGGCAUAGCACUUGUGGAUCAAUUCCAUCAACUAGAGACGAUGAAAGCUUCACCAGUAGUUUCUCUCAGUCAGUUCCAGGCUACAUGGCACCUACACAAGCCGCCAAAGCAAGAGCUCGAUUCUCAAACCUUAGUCCUCUAAGCUCAGAGAAGACAGCGAAAAAACGGCUUUCCUUCUCGGGAUCUCCUAAGACUGUAAGACGGUUUUCAGGUCCACCAAAGCUGGAAAGCAAUGUUACUAAGAAAGAUACUAAUCUUGCUUAAACAGAGAAUGGAUAUAUAUAUAUAGUUUAUAUCUGACAUUGUUGAUUAGGCAAAAGUCUGGUGCAGAGGUGAAUUCAGAGAAGAUUCUGUUAUGUCUUUGUUUGUUUUUUUGGUAUUUUUUUUUACUACAACAAACUUAAUUAUUUGUUUGACUUUUUUAAUUGGUUGAACAUAUUUGUAUUGAUGAAGAGACAUAUAUAAUUUUCCACAUGCUA